Molecule: messenger RNA, 690 nt
Organism: Coffea eugenioides
Lineage: Eukaryota; Viridiplantae; Streptophyta; Magnoliopsida; Gentianales; Rubiaceae
Exons: 2
Coding region: 134-598 (154 amino acids)
Source: RefSeq, a predicted model, not a curated record
CGUUAUAUAUAUGACCAAAUACUAGAAUCUUAUUGGUGAUUGCUUUUCCUCAGUUAUUGGAGAGAUCAUUGAUUGAUUAAGCUGAAGUGAGAAAAGUAGAGGUGCAAAAGAAGCAAGGAGGGAAAUCAAGAAAAUGGCCCUUUCCAUCAGUUGCUGCCUCAAUCUUCCUCCUCCACCAUCUUGUACUGCUACCUCUGAUCAACCUUUGGCUUCAAAAGCAUCCCAUUUGGCCUGGCCUAAGAAUCAGAAGGAAAGAUCAUGGAAGAGAAAGUGCUUGUUAGGGGUGGCAACCUUACUUGUAGGACUAGAGAUGAGCAAUUUAGUAGUAGGUGAACAAGAAAUGGCUCUUGCUUGGGAUCUACAGCAACAAGAAGAGAUGGCGUCAAAAUCAGUGAUCAAAGUUCAGAGAUGGAGUGACAGAAGAACAUGCCCUUCUUGGCAUGUGAACUCAUUGGAAACUAUUGUGCCUGAAAAUCUGCCAAGGCCUUCGUUUCGUCGGAGAUGGGAGAAUGCUGAUUUUCGAAGAACUGAAUCUUCUCGAGCUGCCCAAUUGGCAGCAAAAGUUGUAACUGGCCCCAGAAGUUGUUUCUCUUUAUGAACUUUCCUCAGUUAUUGAUACUAUACUCUCAAGUACAUAGAGCUACAUGCAUCUUGAAUAAGACAUCAAAUCAACUAAUUCAUCCUUGAUAC